Molecule: messenger RNA, 1350 nt
Organism: Penicillium pulvis
Lineage: Eukaryota; Fungi; Ascomycota; Eurotiomycetes; Eurotiales; Aspergillaceae
Product: PCI domain protein
Exons: 2
Coding region: 1-1350 (449 amino acids)
Biological process (GO): cytoplasmic translational initiation
Cellular component (GO): cytoplasm; eukaryotic translation initiation factor 3 complex
Molecular function (GO): translation initiation factor activity
Source: RefSeq, a predicted model, not a curated record
AUGCCCGCUCCGACCAACACCCUCCUCAUUGAGGGUUCUUUCGCCGAGCUCGCCGAGGAGUUCGCCCAGUAUGUCGACGCUCUCCGCAAAGAGGACACCCUCCAGUCCGAGAUCGCCCCGCUCCUCCAGCCGAUCCGCGAGCAGGAACAGUCUGAGGGCGAGCCCGACCUGAAGCAGCGCGAUGAGGUCCUUAAGAAGAUUGUGGCCGCCGCCGCCGUCCUGAACGGUGCCCCUGAGAAAGAAAUCAUCCCCUCUUACAACCUGCUUGUGCACCUCGUCCACCUGGCCUCCGACCCGGAUAUGUUCCUUUCUCGCAUCUGCGCCUACCUCGCUAAGCCCAUCACCACCUCCCCUCAGUUUGGCCCGACACUGGCCAUCUCCAUCCUCACCACCAUCUUUAACACUCUUUCCGGAAACGACUCCAGCCGGUACCACGUUCUCCUGGCCAUUGUGGCCGUGAUUCGCCAGUCUGGAUCCGGAUAUGCCUUCGAGGCCUUGAAGCCUCAGUUGGCCAACCAGCUCCCCACAUGGCUCUCUUCGUGGGAAUUGGACCAGGAGGAGGCCCAGAAAUUGCACUUGGCUAUUGCUGAUGCGGCUACCGCGGCUGGUGAUGAGGAUAUGGCCCAGUCCCACGUCGUGCAGGCUCUUGAGACCAUCCCCGCGGCUGAUGCCAGCAAGCCCGCCGCUCGCGACCUGGCUGUCCGCGCUCUCGCCAUGGCCCUGCGUCGUCCCACCGUUUUCGACUUCACUCCCCUGACUGCCUCCGAUGCCGUCCAGGGUCUCCGGUCCAGCGACAGCACUCUGUUCGAGCUGCUGGAGAUCUUCACCUCCGACACCCUCGACGCCUACGAGGAGUUCAUUGCCGCCACCCCGCUCGCUUCCAUCUCCGGUGGUGUCCUUGCUGAGUCUGCCGAUGCCCUGCAGAACAAGAUGCGCCUGCUCACCCUGACUUCGCUUGCCUCCUCCACCCCCUCCCGCUCGCUCCCCUACACCACCAUUGCCUCCGCUCUGCGUGUCUCCGCCUCCGAGGUUGAGAUGUGGGUCAUUGACACUAUCCGUGCUGGUCUCGUUGAGGGUAAGCUCUCGCAGCUUCGCCAGGAGUUCCUUGUUCACCGUGCCACCUACCGUGUGUUCGGUGAGAAGCAGUGGUCUGAGGUUCAGGGCCGUUUGAUGGUCUGGCGCCGUUCCCUGGAGGGUGUCCUGAGCGUUAUCCGCUCUGAGCGUGAGCGCUUCGUCCGUGAGGGUAUCCAGGCCGCUUCCGAGGAGGCCAAGAACGGUGACAAGGCCCGCUUCGGUGACCGGCGGCGCGAGCAGCCCGCGCAGGCCUCUAUUGAGGCUACUGCCGAGUAA